Molecule: messenger RNA, 1612 nt
Organism: Saprolegnia parasitica CBS 223.65
Lineage: Eukaryota; Oomycota; Saprolegniomycetes; Saprolegniales; Saprolegniaceae
Exons: 3
Coding region: 18-1586 (522 amino acids)
Biological process (GO): protein folding
Cellular component (GO): Golgi membrane
Molecular function (GO): flavin-dependent sulfhydryl oxidase activity; protein disulfide isomerase activity
Source: RefSeq, a predicted model, not a curated record
UUCCGAUUUUGCCGUCGAUGCUGCGUAGCCUCCUCGCCGUGGCUGCCAUGGUCGGCGCCGUCGCCGGCAUGGGCCUCACCGCCAUGGACGCCGGCAAGGAGAACGGCAAGCCGCUCUUCAACGAGUCGCACCCGAACAUCACGUUCCUCACCGACGCCAACUUUGACACGCUCGUCAAGAACGGCGGCAACGGCAAGCCGUGGCUCAUGGACUUUUACCAUCCCUACUGCCCGCACUGCCGUCAGUUUGUGCCCAUCUUUGAAGAGAUUGCCGCGUACUACAAGCCGCUCGGUAUCGUCAACGUCGGCGCCUUGAGCUGCAUGGACUACUACCAGUGCUCGAUCUACAACGUCAAGGGCUUCCCGACGCUGCUGCUCUGGAACUUUGACAAGAAGUGGCUCGGCGAGAACAAGCGCGCGGUUGGCGAGCACACCAUGGACGAAGUGCUCGGCCUCGUCGCCGACCAAUUCCGCAUCCAGCUCUACAACGAGACGGGCACGUGGCCGCCGGAAGGCAAGACGCACCCGCCGACGACGCCGCCGCCAACGACGCUCAAGCCGCUCUGGGAAGAGUCGACGCUGCCGGCCAACGUGACCACGCGCGUCCACGACGCCGGCGCAGCGUUCGUCUUUGGCCUUAAAGGCGGUGUCUUUGUCGGUCGGCAAAUGCUCGACGACGAUGCGCUGGACGCGCUCAAGGAGUGGGUCCGCGUCGUCUCGCUCACCUUUCCCGGGUCCACCUACCGGCUCAUCAUUCGGUCGCUGUACGAAGCGCUCUUGCCCGUCUCGCUGCUCACGGAUCUCAAGUGGAAGGCCAUGGUCGACGCGUGGCAGGCCACGUCGAUGGUCACCUUCCACGCGCACCCGAUGGUCAACGAGCACGGCGUGACGGAGGAGUGGAUGAACUUGCCGUCGCUCUUUGAGGGCUCGGGCACCAAGUACGCGGCCUGCGAGCUCUACACGUGCGGCCAGUGGACGCUCUUCCACAUGAUGACGAUGCUCAACGGCCACGACGUCCACGGAGCCCACAUCCCCGAGCUCGCGGUCGCGGUCGUCGGCGCCGCGCGGCGCUUCGUGCGGCACUUUUUUACCUGCGUGCCGUGCCGCGAUCAUUUCCUCGCGGCCAACACGCUCGACACGAUGCAGCUCCUCGACAAGGAAGCCCCGAGCAACAAGGCCCGCGCGCUCUACCUCUGGCUCUGGAAGGUCCACAAUGGCGUCAACCGCCGCAUCCGGCACUACCAGUGGCCCAAGCCCAUCGUGUGCGACAAGUGCUCGACCAACACGUCGAGCGACGACGCGUGGGUCAUGCCCAAGGUCGAGGCGUGGCUCAAGGCCAGCUACGGAUUCGAGAGCUACAUUGCCGAGCCCAAGACGCAGAUGCGCGCGGUGGACAACCUCGAUUUGAGCCACGAACCCGCGGGCCAAGUGGCGGCGACGUCGGGACCGGUGCUCAAGGUCGUGCGCGCACAGAACCUCCACGUCGGUGCGGACAGCGACGGCCCGAGCUUCUCGCUCUUGUGGUUGUACCUCUUCCCGAUCGCGAUUUUCGGGCUCUACGUCUUGAGCCAGCGCCGUCGCCGGUAGAUUACCCUAGCCCUAUAGGAAGAGCG